GAGAUUUAGUAUUUGCUCAAGGAGCUGCCGCUACACCUCAACACCUUUUACAGGUAAUGACUGAUUAUGGAAAAGCAGAAAAAUUAAAAAAUAUAACAGUUUGUCAUAUGCACACGGAAGGACCGGCUCCAUACGCUUUGCCUGAAAAUGCUGAUGUUUUCAGAUCUUGUUCAUUUUUCAUGGGCGCGAACGUGAGAAAAGGUGUCGCAGAAGGAACUUCCGAUUGCAUACCCAUUUUCUUAUCUGAAAUUCCUAAACUAUUUCAUAGAGGAAUAUACAAACCGGAUAUAGCGCUUAUUCACGUGAGUCCCCCUGAUGAACAUGGUUAUUGUUCAUUGGGAACAUCGGUCGAUUGUGUAAAAUCAGCUUUGGUGUAUAGUAAAACAGUUAUAGCUCAGGUUAAUCCUCAAAUGCCGAGAACUUUUGGUGACAGCAUGAUUCAUUCGUCGCACAUUGAUUACAUGGUGAAUGUUGACACUCCUUUGCCCGUUCAUGGCGGUAAACCGCCGACAGAAGUCGAGUCUAAAAUUGGUAAACUCAUCGCCGAAAACCUUGUUGAAAACGGAGCCACACUUCAAAUGGGUAUUGGUAAUAUUCCCGACGCGGUUCUUCUCAGUUUGACAAAUCACAAAGACCUUGGAAUUCAUACGGAAAUGUUUAGCGCUGGAGUCAUUGAUCUUAUGGAAAAAGGAUGUAUAACAAAUAAUAUGAAACCCAUUCACAGGGGUAAAAUAGUUUCAAGUUUUCUAAUCGGUCCAAAGAAAUUGUAUGAUUUUGUACAUAAUAACCCCAUUGUUGAAAUGUUGGAAGUUGAUUACACCAAUUCAACGUUUAUUAUAUCACAAAUGCCUAAAAUGACUGCUAUAAAUUCUUGCAUUGAAGUUGACCUCACGGGUCAAGUGGUUUCAGAUUCAAUCGGUACUAGAAUGUAUUCGGGUUUCGGAGGACAGGUUGAUUUCAUAAGGGGUGCUUCCGAAGCUCGUGACGGAUUGGGAAAACCGAUAUUAGCAUUUCCUUCAAGUGCCAAAGGCAUUUCUAAAAUUGCUCCUUUCAUAAAAGAAGGUGCGGGAGUCGUUACAACCAGAGCUCACGUUGGUUACCUAGUUACCGAAUAUGGAAUCGCUGACCUCUUUGGUAAAACAUUGAGACAAAGAGCCUACGCUCUUAUACAAAUCGCACAUCCGGAUCAUAGAGAAAAUUUAGAAAAAGCAGCAUUUAAAAGAUUAAAAACUAUGCCCGUCAAAUGA
Molecule: messenger RNA, 1247 nt
Organism: Pediculus humanus corporis (human body louse)
Lineage: Eukaryota; Metazoa; Arthropoda; Insecta; Psocodea; Pediculidae
Product: 4-hydroxybutyrate coenzyme A transferase, putative
Exons: 6
Biological process (GO): acetate metabolic process
Cellular component (GO): mitochondrion
Molecular function (GO): acetate CoA-transferase activity
Source: RefSeq, a predicted model, not a curated record